AUGAGCAACAAGCGCCGUAGAAGCACAUAAAUCGAUGAUGAUUCAACAUUGCCCAAUCUUUUAACAUUUGAUAAAAAUACCUCGUAGCAUAAUCAACAUAUUACUGAAGCUUUCAGCUAAAAACAUAAAUUUUCAACAACAAACACAAGGCCAAGGAAAUUUUUAAAUGAUGUAUCAUUUUCAAUCCCAUUAAACGAAUUAAUGUAUGUGAAAGAUUUUUGCUAUAACAAUCAAAAGCACACUCAUGUUCCAAUCUUGACUCAUAUUAAGAAGUUAGAUCUUAUCCCAGAGCAAGAUUAAAGGAUGUAUCUACUUUAGGUUUGGAGUAACAAGGGAAAGGUACUAUUUGAAAUGCAUCUCUAAGACGAAGAGAAAUUCAUCUAUAUUUUAAAGCUAGAUGGUAACAGAUUGAUAAAAGUCAGGGAUUUAUGGUAAUUUGAUUAAGAUCAUGAAAAUGAUGAGAAAGAUCCCUCUGCAGAAUCUAAUAGUAAAAGGAUUUAUAUGGUGAAGAUUGAGCCGUAACUCAUUAAUGCCAAGACUGGUAUUUUUGACAUCACUAAAGAUAAAGUACGAUGUCUAAAGCUCAAUCCAACAGGUGAAAUUCGCAAUUUAACUUUUCACGGUUUCAUUGAAAAUUAAGAAAUGCAAUCAUAAAAAGACAAGAUCCUAUGUCUCAUAGAAUUAGAGGAUAAUCAGAUGUCAUUUUAGACUUUAUAAUAUGACACUGUAUAAAAGAAAUUCGAAUUAGAAUUCUAUAAAGACAUUUAGUUAAGGAACUCUCCUUAGUUUUAAGAUUGCGAGGAAAGAGAUGAAAUAAAGAGCUUUUUAUAUCAUAUUGAUCAGCAUGACUGCUUAUAUGGAGUUGCUAUAAGAAAAUCAGGAAUGGCUGAUAUCUAUUAUAAUUACUAUUUAUGCAGCUCUUCCACUAGUAAUUUAUUUUUAAUUAACAAUCUAUUAGAUAAGUUUUAGAAAGCUAUUAUUACCAAGCAGGAAAUAGUGCUAAUGCAAAUACAAGAGUAAAAACUGGGACCUGGAGGUCUUAUCUUGCUAGUAGAAAGUUUAAAAGAGUACAAACUAAGAUUCAAAUUUAAAUCUAGAAUUGGAUUUGAUGUAGCAGAGACAAAUUAAUAUUCUGGCGAUGUGUGGACCAUUUAUUAGCAUCUAAAUAUUGCAAACUUUAUAAAUCAGUUCAAUUCAAUGACAAUGAUAGGAAUUCUCUACAUAGUUUCCUUUGAUACAUUUGUCGGUAUUUUUGAUCUUCAAAAAAGAAAUUGGGUUAAAUUUGAGAAUUUCAAUCGAAAAGUAAAGAAAGUUAUGAGAUGUGUUUAAAAAAAUAAAGAAUGGAAUCUUGUUGUCUUCCUAAGAAAUAAAAACAGUACAUCUAGUAUAUGCUAUUAUAAUGCUGAUAGAAAAGUUGAAAAAUGCAACAUUUUACACAAAGAAGAUGAAUUUUAAAUUAAGUCAAUAAUUACAGAAUGGUACAAUCAGCAAAGAAUUUAUUUCAUCUCUAUGAGAGGAGAAUAAAUCCAAUUAAAGAUUAUCUAAAAUAUGAAAAUUGAAAUAAUUAAUUUAAAUGGAUUUCAAUUAAGCUAAAAACACUAGUUGGUAAAGUUGAUAUCGAAAGAAAACUAAUAAGAUAAUAAAUAUGAGGAUUUUGUUAUCUUUGACAAGGAAAUUCAGCAAAUAUAUUUCUUCAAUAAAGUUGAAGGAAUGAGUAAUACCUUUAAAAUGAUUAGCAGUUUAAAGAUUUCGUUUCAAUCAGAUGAGAAUACGAAUAUUUAAGUAAAUAAGAUUACAGCUAUUAUGAAAAUACAAGUUCCAAAUAGAAUCAUACUAUUUGAUGACAAAAAUGGAUAUAUAUUGAACUCUAAAUCAGAUGUUAAACAUAGAAUCAUAUAAAAUAUACAAGUAGCUAAUGUACUGCUUCUAGAUUAGAAAUAUCUGUAUUCAAUCAUUAAUUCAAGUGAAAAAUAUGAGCAAGGAGUGUAUUUUUAGAGUCUUGCAUCUUUCAUGGAUGAAGAUGUUGUCAUUUAAGAAAGUGGAAGUUUCAAACUCAAGAGUGCAAUAGCAGGAAGAAGCUGCUACCUAGAGUAUUUUAAGAAAGAUUAGAGAAUAGUAUAUCAAUCUGACUUUUAAACAAUCAAAAUUGUACCGAUCCUGCAUAGAAACAUAAUAAGUUUCUUUGGAAUGAAGAAAAGAAGCAAAUAUCUAGGCUUCAAAAGUAUUGGAGAAGACUUGAUUGGUUUAGAUUAUUCAGGGAAAUUGACAAGCUGGAAUCGCUUUAAUGGCAUGUUAAAUACUUAGCUGGUUAUUGGUUCAUUUGACAGCAAAUUUGAUGAUGAUUCGAAUAUUUCAAAAUUUAGUGUGUUUGGUUCUGAUAUAAAAGAGAUGCAACCCUCAUAAAGAGAAAAUAUAGAUGAAAAUUUUGUUGCAAAAGGAAGGUCAACUACCUAUAUGAAGGAUUGGCACUCAGAUGCACUUCUUUUAGUAAAUUAUACUUAGGAGAUAAAAAAUGUUGACGAAAGAGAAUUCUUCGGGAGCAGAUAUUUUACGGGUGGUGCUAACUAAAUUACAAAAGCAUUUAUUAAGACUCAGCCUAAAAAAUUUUAUGAAUUUAAAGUCAUUGAAAUCAUAAGUAAAAGUGAAUUCAGAGAACACUACAACUUCAUUCAUCCGAUUUUCAAAAACUCAGAUUAUACAAAAAUUCAUAUCAGUAAAAAUAGAGAAAAGAUGUUUGAAAAAGUUGACGAAUUCUCUGUGUUUCUCUAUAAUAAAAUUGGAAACGAUUUAGAUGAAAAUAAUUUAAGAAUAAAGUGGAAUCUUAUCAGAAGAAUCUAUGAUUUUCCUCAUGAUAUUAGUAAAUUCAGUGACUACAACUAUCUUCUCUCUCCUAACUUCAAAUACUAUUUGGACUUUGAUAUCUCUAAAAAUUUCUAUAAGAUAGUCUCUCUAGAUUAAUCAAAAUCUCUCGAUUCAUACAAUCAAUUUGAGUUGAAUUACUAUCUUGAUUAGGGAAUAAUAAAUCCUCAUAGAGAUGACCCGACUUAGAUAGCAAAGAAGUUCAUGUGGAUAAAUGAUUACACAUUUAAAGUUAUUAACAAUUUCGGCUACGAAAAAAUCAUCUAAUUUAAUAAUGAUGAGCAAACUGUUACCUUUUAAAAGUAAUAAAUGAUUUUAUCUGAUGUAGGAAAGCAAAUAGGAUACUGCAAGAUACCUAUGUUAGAUUUGAAGAAAAUAAAUGAUACCAAACAUUAUCACUAUUAUUUAGACUAUAAUGUCCAGAAUACUGAUGAUAUCGAAGAGCGAUUAAUGAUCAAGUAUUAGAGAUACUUUUCCGCUGUCAAUGAAAGAUUAUCAUAGAAAGAUGAACACAAAGAAUCUAAAUUUUUAACAUCAGAUGAAUUUGAUGAAUUAAUGUAUACAAUAGACUAUAGCUAGAACAAUUGCUAAGAUAGGCCUAUCAUAGAUAUGAGUUUCACAUAUCUGCAUUGGAAAAUAGUAGAAAGAAUUGAAAGCGAUCAAAUAGGAUUAGAUUUUCUAAAAAAGCUACCAAUAAAAGAUAUCAGACUCUUGUGUCUUAACAUCUUUCCAGAAGGUUAAACGAUCCUUCAUGUUUUGUUUAACAACAUUACAAUUCUCUAAGAACUCUACUCUAUAAUUAGAGAAGAUAAUAAUAGAAAAUAAUAAGAAUUGGUCGGAAUAUAUGGUCAUGCCAGUAACUAUAUUAAAUUCAAUAUACCGUUCAUACUAAACUACAAAAAGCUUUCACCUCUUCACUUGUGCUUAAGGCUAAAUAGAAAAGGUCAUCUUAAUCAACAGUAAAAUGAAUAAGCUGCAGAUGUAUUCCUAUCACUCAUCAAAGAUGAUGAUAUCGACAAUCACUCAAGAGCCAUUGUGGAUAUACUGCCAAAUUUAGUAGAAUUAGAGUUGCCUAGAAUGGGAAUUUAUCUCGAGAGUAGAAUAGUUAGAACCGAUAUUUUAGAUACAUUAAAUAGAGGAAGUUUAAAUCAUAGAAAAGGAGUUAAUUACGCUAUUGAGACUUGCCUCCAAUGGCCUGAUAAAAAAUAACUAACUAAUCAAAUUUUCAAAAAAAGCAGAAUUGAAAAUGAAAUAAGAGUAGAAAUGCUAGAUAUUCCACAUAUUCAUGAUUUAUUCACCCAUGAAUGCGUGAACUUUGCUGAAGCAAUAAGCAAAGUUGAGGAUAUAUAGAUUUUCAACAAUAAAGCCAUUAUGUGUCUUAUUGAUUUUAUGUGGCCAAUAGCCAAAAGACAGACAAUCAAGUACUUGUUCGUUCCGUUUCUUGUUUAUUUGGCACUCUUCGUUUCAUAUUCAAAUGUUUUAUGCGGGUAGGUUGAGUAAAAUUACCAUAUAUAUGAUGCAAAAAUAGUAAUUAUUGCACUUCUUUACGUAAUGAGUAUCUACUUGCUCAUAAAUGAAGUAAGGCAGGUCUACAAGCUUAAGCUAAACUAUUUUAGAUCAAUAUGGAAUUACUCAGAUAUAUCUCCACCUAUACUAGUCAUUAUUGUGAUAUCAUUCCAUCUAAGGCAUCAUGUGGACAAUAGCUAUGAGCUACCUAGCUUUAUAAUUACUCUACACAGCUUUGCAAGUCUCCUAGUUUGGAUAAAGUUUCUAUAUUUCCUCAGAAUAUUCAGAACCACAGGAUAUCUCAUUAACAUGCUUAGUACUGUUCUUUGGGAUAUGAAAAUUUUCCUAUUGAUACUGCUAAUCAUUUAUUUAGGUUUUGCAGAGGCUUUCCUAAGAUUAGCCGAAUCUUCUGAAGAAGAAUUUAACUUUGCUAAGAAUUACGCCUAUGCACUUGUUUAUGCUUUUAGACUAAGUAUUGGAGAUACGGAUACAGAUUUAUUUGAUGACAAUAAGUAGCCGAUAACCAUUUGGAUAAUUUUUAUACUCUGUGCUCUCUACACUAAUAUUGUCAUGCUUAAUCUUCUAAUUGCUAUCAUUUCCCAAUCUUUUGAAAAGAUCAACAAUAAUGCUAACUAAGCAAGCUACCAGGAGAGAUCCAGAAUUAUCUUCGAAAAUAAUUAUUUGAUCAGUAAGGGGCUCAAGAAAAACUUUUGUGAGAGAAAUAGCUAUUUAGUAACAGCAAGAAUAAUCGAUGCGUAGAAAUCUGCUUAGGAAUUGGAAGAAUUUAAUUAAGAGAAAAAUUCAUAAAACCUAGAAAAUACACAAAAUGUCAAUCAAUAAAAUAUUUUUCCUAAUUCUCCAAUUAGACAGAGUCAGAGUCCUGAUCUUAAGCUAGUAAGAAUGCCCACUGUUAGUGUAAAUUUCAACUUUUUUAAUUUUAUAGAAAUCAAGUACAGAAGUUGCUCUUGA
Messenger RNA from Stylonychia lemnae, 5334 nucleotides. NCBI's taxonomy places the organism in Eukaryota, Ciliophora, Spirotrichea, Sporadotrichida, Oxytrichidae. The record is from the annotation of a GenBank genome assembly.